CACUAUCUUUAAUUCUCUCUAUAUAAAAAACAAAACACCCAUGAAUUAAUGAAUAAACCAUAAUCAAAAUGGAAGAAACAACAAUCGUGUAUGUAUCUCUUUCAUUGAUCUUUCUCCUACUUUGUUCAAAAUUAUUAUUUCAAUCCAAAAAACACCCCCAAAACCUCCCCCCAUCCCCACCUUCACUCCCCAUAAUCGGCCACCUCCACCUCCUUAAAACUCCUAUCUACCGUUUCUACCACCGUCUUUCUCAAAAAUACGGCCCUGUCUUCUCCCUCCGCCUUGGAUCUCGGCUCUUUGUGGUGGUUUCGUCUUCAGCUGUUGCCGAGGAAUGCUUCACCGUAAACGACAUAGUUUUAGCCAACCGUCCCAAGUUGAUCGCAGGGAAGUACCUCGGCUACAACUACACCACAGUUUCCACCUCGUCUUACGGUGACCAUUGGCGCAACUUACGUCGCAUCGGCGCUAUUGAAAUCUUCUCCUCGAGUCGUCUCAACGCCUUUGCCGCUGUUCGGAAAGACGAGGCCCGGCGGUUGUUGGUGAGUUUGUCGCGUGAUUCGCGUCGGGAGUUUGUGAAAGUGAAGCUGAAAUCCAUGCUUAAUGACAUGACGUUUAAUAACAUAAUGAGGAUGGUUGCCGGGAAAAGGUAUUUUGGGGAAGAAGUGACGAAUGAAAAGGAAGCGAGGGAGUUCAGGGAGGUUAUAGAAGGGACGUUUAGGAACGGCGGUACGGGAAAUCGUGCGGAUUUCUUGCCGGUUUUGAAUUGGUUUGGAGGGUACGAAAAGAAGGUGAAAAAGAUUGGGAAAAAGUUGGAUGGAUUGCUGCAAAAGUUGGUCGAUGAGCAUCGAUGGAUGAAGCAGGAAAAUAACGGUAAUGGUAGUAUGGUAGAUCACCUUCUUAACUUGCAACAAUCUGAUCCUGAUUACUACACUGAUGAAAUCAUCAAAGGGCUUAUGCUGGUCCUAUUACUAGCAGGAUCUGAUACAACAUCAGUGACCCUAGAAUGGACAAUAACCAAUUUAUUGAACCACCCAGAGGUAUUGAAGAAGGCUCAAGCUGAAAUAGACACUGAAAUAGGGCAAGAAAAUUUGAUUGAUGAAAUAGACGUUUCAAAGUUAAAGUAUCUUCAAAGUAUUAUACUAGAGGCUCAAAGAUUAUACCCUGCAAUUCCUCUUCUACUUCCUCAUGUGGCAUCUAUUGAUUGCACUAUAGGCGGAUACAAUGUGCCGCGUGGCACAACCGUGUUAAUGAAUGCAUGGUCCAUUCAUAGGGACCCUCAAUUAUGGGAUGAUCCGACAAGUUUUAAGCCAGAAAGGUUUGAGAAUGAUGAUUCUCAGUCUCACAAGAUAAUGCCAUUUGGGUUAGGAAGGAGGGCAUGUCCAGGGUCAGGACUAGCUUUACGAGUAAUAGGGUUAACCCUUGGCUCAUUAAUUCAAUGUUUUGACUGGGAAAUGGUUGAUGGUAAGCAAAUUGAUAUGACUGAAGGUAUUGGAGGCACAAUGCCUAAAGCUCAUCCAUUGGAGGCUCUAUGCAAAGCUCGACCCAUUGUGGAUAAAGCUUUGAAACUUUUAUAAAUAACUCUUAUGUUGGGAUUUUGUGCCCUUAGUAUUGUAAUGUUUCGAACUUAUCGGUUUAAUAAAAUCUCAGAGUUAAUUAUCA
Messenger RNA from Gossypium raimondii (Peruvian cotton), 1659 nucleotides. Its product is annotated as cytochrome P450 81Q32. NCBI's taxonomy places the organism in Eukaryota, Viridiplantae, Streptophyta, Magnoliopsida, Malvales, Malvaceae. Bases 69 to 1574 code for a protein of 501 amino acids. The record is from RefSeq and is a predicted model, not a curated record. The transcript has 2 exons. Gene Ontology annotation, molecular function: iron ion binding; oxidoreductase activity, acting on paired donors, with incorporation or reduction of molecular oxygen; monooxygenase activity.